AUGGCGGCCGGGGUACUUUAUACUUACCCGCAAAACUUCCGUGCUUUUAAGGCGUUGAUCGCCGCACAGUAUUCUGGAACCGAUUUAAAAGUUGCACCCGGUUUUGUAUUCGGUGAGACCAAUAAGUCUGAGGAUUUCCUGAAAAAAUUUCCAGCAGGCAAAGUGCCGGCUUACGAAAGUUCUGAUGGGAAAGUUCUUCUUACGGAAAGCAAUGCCAUCGCUUAUUAUGUUGCAAAUGAGGCCCUCCGUGGUGAAGACCUUGAAACGCGGGCACGCAUAUGGCAGUGGGCUUCAUGGGCAGACAGUGAACUGUUACCUGCUUCCUGUGCCUGGGUCUUCCCCUAUUUAGGCAUCAUGCAGUUCAACAAAGUGAAUGUAGAGCGUGCGAAGAGUGAUCUUUUGGCGGCACUUCGGAUGCUAGACGAGCACUUGCUUACACGUACCUUCCUUGUCACCGAGCGUGUCACACUUGCCGACAUCAUUGUCUUCUCAUCAUUGCUACAUGCUUUCCAGCAUGUGCUAGAGCCAAGUAUGCGGUCUGAUCUGGUGAACGUGUCCCGCUGGUUCUCGACGCUGGCGCACCAGCCGAAGGUGGCCGCGGUCGUUGGAGAGCUCACACUCUGCUCUGCAGCUCCGGUCUACGACCCCAAGAAGUACCAGGAGCUCACACAUGCUAAGAAGGACAGUUGCAAGAAAGACAAGAAGGCAGAGAAGAAGGAACAGCAAUCUAAGAAGAAGGAAGAAGCUCCCCCGGCCGAACAGGUUGAGGAUGAGGAGAAACCCAAAGAGUCGAAAGAUCCCUUCGACUUACUCCCAAAAGGAACAUUUAACAUGGAUGACUUCAAGCGCUGCUACUCUAAUGAAGAUGAGGCGAAGUCCAUCCCCUACUUCUGGGAGAAGUUUGACCCUGAAAAUUACAGCAUCUGGUAUGCUGAGUACAAGUACCCUGAAGAGCUUUCAAAGGUCUUCAUGAGCUGUAAUCUGAUCACUGGCAUGUUCCAGCGACUGGAUAAGAUGCGCAAGCAGGCGUUCGCGUCGGUGUGCCUGUUCGGCUCCGACGACAACUCCAGCAUCUCCGGCGUGUGGGUGUGGCGCGGACACGAGCUCGCCUUCAAGCUCUCGCCCGACUGGCAGAUUGACUACGAGUCAUAUGACUGGAAGAAACUAGAUCCUAAGAGUGAGGAAACAAAGAAGCUAGUCCAGGAUUACUUCUCAUGGAGCGGAGUCGACAAACAGGGCCGCAAGUUCAACCAGGGCAAAAUCUUCAAGUGA
Parnassius mnemosyne (clouded apollo) is the source of this 1272-nucleotide messenger RNA. The record is from the annotation of a GenBank genome assembly. NCBI's taxonomy places the organism in Eukaryota, Metazoa, Arthropoda, Insecta, Lepidoptera, Papilionidae.